Molecule: messenger RNA, 570 nt
Organism: Guyanagaster necrorhizus
Lineage: Eukaryota; Fungi; Basidiomycota; Agaricomycetes; Agaricales; Physalacriaceae
Exons: 4
Coding region: 1-570 (189 amino acids)
Source: RefSeq, a predicted model, not a curated record
AUGUGCGCAGCUGCCCGUGUGGCGGUUACCAACUCCGUGGCGAGCAUGAUCCCGCCGGCCCGAAUUACCACGGCACGGCGAAACACCAUGUCGGAACACCCGACGGGGGACGACCCGCCCAGGUGGAGUGGCACCUACCUCCGGUAUAGCCCGCCUACAAAGCUGCGUCAGUGUAUCUGGCCAGUCGGUCAAGUAUGUGGUAGGCACUAUAUCUUAAGCAUGUCGUCAUCGGACGUCGUUGAACUCCUCCCAUGGUACCGUUACAGAGCCGGGGUUAGCUGCGGAUUACCCAUUUCGGCUUUCGCCUCAUCUGCACAAUUAUUACCCGGAUGGAAAUCCUACAACGGCGCCUUUCGGCUAAGGACUGGCAAAGCGGCCGAACCGGUCUAUGCACUGCGCCCCCAUUCCGCCUUGGUAUGUGUCAGCUUUAGGGCUUUCCCGAACAAUUCGAAGGUGUCGCCAUCGACGCAAGUGACUAGCUACGUAUUUACCAUCUACGUAACUAUACCCAUACCGGGGAGCCCGUUACUCCAACAGAGGCGCUGUCGACACAAUGUCCGCCUCCUUUAG